Trichobilharzia szidati is the source of this 2211-nucleotide messenger RNA. The record is from the annotation of a GenBank genome assembly. Lineage: Eukaryota; Metazoa; Platyhelminthes; Trematoda; Strigeidida; Schistosomatidae.
UUAAUGGGAAGUCCACCAAAAAAUUUGCCUCCUUGUUUAAAUUCUGGAACAAGCACCAUAGUUAACGAAAGAUACGGUUGUUCAUGCCCAGAUUCAUAUAUGGAUAGACAGUGCAAGCUUCCCUCCGUUAAUGUUGCCAAUACUCCCAUAGAAAUUCCUUUUUCUACUUUUUACAUUAAUACAACUCAUCAACGAACAAUACACAUAGGCUUUCAGUUUAUCACUUCUGAUAACAGCGGGAAUGGAACUUUAUUUAUACUCAGAAAUAUGAAUUCUACUUACUUUUUAAGUGGCCAACUUAUUCAUCUCAGGGUAUUUCUUGAAUUCGGCAGACUCGGUGUUAAUUUUGUACAUUUGUCCAAUUCAAAAACGCUUCGUUCACCCUCAGGUGCUGUGGCAUUAAAUGACAAUGCUUGGCAUUAUGUGGAUGUAUUUUUAGAUACUCAGGUUAACGGAGAAUGGAGUUUGAUAAUGCUAAUCGACCGAUGUAAAUAUUCCGAAUUGGGACCUUGUUCAGUGAAUGAUACACUUACUUUGCCAGUUAAUUCCAUAAUGUUGGGAGGCUAUGUCUUACUAGGUGAUGAAUCUGGUCCAUCUACAGAACGAUUUAGAGGAUGCUUUGACAAUGUUUUUAUCAAUAAAGAGUUAGUUGAUUUUUACCCUGUACUCUUAUCACAAGUAUCUCGGAGAGGUUGUCCAGAGUCACAGAAGGGUUGUUUACGAGGCAAUGUAAAGUUAUGUGGAACGUAUGGAAAAUGUCGAAAUGCUAUAAGUUCAACCGAUAUACUAACUUGUCAAUGUGAAGUUGGAUAUAGGCCAAACAUAACUGCAGCACUGAAACCUCAUAGAUGGCCAUGCGAAACUGUUUCCGAAGGUUGGUCAACAACUAGUACAGUAUACAAUGCAUUGUUUACUGAUAAAGUGCCAAAUCGCCUACGAUUAAGCAUAAGAACAAGGACAAAAACAUUCACAGUUUUGGCGGUCGCAGCGUGGAAACUAUUUUUAAGUGUUUCAGAUGGGGUACCAGACCUACGUUUCGAUAAUAUCGUAAUUACAUUAGGUGAAGCUAAUGUGUCUGAUGGUAACUGGCAUGUGUUCGAAGUUACAUUUACAUCAAGAUUCUUAGAUCUGCGUUUAGAUGAACUGGACAAAGCAUAUUAUAAUUCCCGGUAUUUUGCAGAAAAGCAAAUUUCAAGAGGUUCAGUCGACAUAGUAAUUGCUAAUGGGGCCAAAGAAACUUGUUUAGAUGAUGCGUGGAUAGAUUUUCGUAAUCUCUGGCCUGAUUUUGAACAAGACUACCCCUUGGAAAUAAUCAGUAAUCCAUCUUACCCAAGGUAUACAAACUGGGGAAGUGUUGGCAGACAGUCAGGUUGUUCAAGUGGUCGCACAUUUUGCAACGCAUCCAAGGGAAUUUGUGACGAUACUGCUCUCUGUGUAGAGGAGUGGAGAGGUUACCGAUGCGAAUGUGUAAACAGGACGGUGAGAAAUGAUCAGGGGAAAUGUGUUCCAUUCCAGUGUUAUCCUAAUCCCUGUGUUAAUGGUGAAUGUCUUGUGGUAAAUGGAACUAACAAUUUCACCUGUAUUUGUUUUGGAAUGUGGACUGGACCUCUCUGCGAUCAGGUAUUAGGUAUGAGUGCUGCAAGCCUUAGUUGGUGGUGGAUACUACUGGUUGUCCUGCUGUUGGUAGUAUUAUUAAUCGCGGCUCUACUGAUAACAUUUUGCUGCUGUAAACGGCGGCAGAAAAAGAAGUCGAAUUUAAUUGAUUUCAGUAGUGGUCUAAGUGAUCAACAGCUAGGAAUUGAGAGUCAUACCAAUGAUCCAUGGAGUACAGGUGAGAAAGAUUUUCAAGGACCUAUUGAUUAUUCUGUCUUGAAGAGAAACUUUAACUCAGAUGGAUAUAAAGUGAACAGUGAUUCCUUUCCGAGUAAUGGAUACAUUCCUUCAGGCAUUAAGUCAGAAAUGAAUGGGAAUUCCGAUACUUUGUCUGAUCCUAAUGUAACUACUGCUCGAGCAUACGGACAAAAGACAACAGAUAUACCUCCGUGGGAAUGUUUCGAUCGUCAGCAUAAUCCCGCUAUAAGAUUAGAUCAAGUACUAGAAUAUGGAUACGAAGGAUAUGAUGGUAAACCUCCACCAGAGUUUUGUCCCAAUGAACCUGUUUUAUCCUCAUCUUACGAUGAAGAUGAUGUCAAUUUAGAGGCGAGAAAAUAG